AUGGUGGACAAGGUCGAAAAGUACGCAGUGGUCGUAGAUUUAACAGCUGGUACUGUAGGUGGUAUUGCUGGUGUUAUUGUUGGACAACCAUUUGAUACUGUUAAAGUACGUCUCCAGAUCUACAGCAAGUAUUAUCAUGGAGCUUUUGAUUGUGCACAUCAGACACUCAAACAUGAAGGAGUAUCAGGUUUUUUCAAGGGUAUGACGUCACCAGUAAUUGGAAGUGCAGCGACAAAUGCCGUCAUGUUUGCAGUCUACGAGCGCACAUUGAAGAUGAUUGACGACAAUAAAGAGACUCCAACACUUCAAUCUGUUUUCUAUGCUGGAGCAAUUGGAGGAUUUUGGCAGACUGUUCCAUUGGCACCUGCAGAGCUCAUCAAGUGCAGACUUCAGGUGCAAAAUGGACGUAGAAGUAGUCACUACCGAGGACCAAUGGAUUGCAUUCGACAUAUUAUGAAAGUGAAAGGAAUGCCUGGACUCUUUCUUGGCUUCACGUGUACAUUGUGGCGUGAGGUGCCAUCCUUUGCUGUCUACUUUUGGCUAUACGAAUACACAAAACGUAUGAUGAUUGACAAUGGCAUUAAUUCUACAACUUCCAUGUUGACUGCUGGUGGAGCUGCUGGUGUUGCUUCCUGGAUCGUUUCCUAUCCUUUUGACGUCAUUAAAUCUGCUAUCCAGACGCUUCCAGUUGAUCACAAGCCUGGCGAGCACAAGAUUGCGUAUCAAGCACGACAACUCUUUCGUCUCGGUGGCUGGCGGAUCUUUUUUAGUGGUCUAGGUACUGCUUGUGUGCGAGCAUUCCCAUGCAAUGCUGUUACAUUCUACGGCUAUGAAAAGUCUUCUGAGCUACUGAAGGGCAUGAUACGAGACUAA
Messenger RNA from Peronospora belbahrii, 873 nucleotides. The record is from the annotation of a GenBank genome assembly. NCBI's taxonomy places the organism in Eukaryota, Oomycota, Peronosporomycetes, Peronosporales, Peronosporaceae.